AUGUGGCUACUGGAGUGGAUCGUCUCCCUCAACUCAGCUGUGGUGAAGCUGGCCACCGGACUUAGACUUGAUGAGCUGCUGGAUGCAGCCGUGCAGAAGCUAACGCUACAGCUAGCCGUGCAGAAGCUAACGCUACAGCUAGCCGUGCAGAAGCUAACGCUACAGCUAGCCGUGCAGAAGCUAACGCUACAGCUAGCCAUGCAGAAGCUAACUCUACAGCUAGGCAUGCAGAAGCUAACUCUACAGCUAGGCAUGCAGAAGCUAACUCUACAGCUAGGCAUGCAGAAGCUAACGCUACAGCUAGCCAUGCGGAGCGCUAACAUAACCACCUAUACAGUCUCUGGCAGUAGUAGCCAGCCUGAUCCCCACUCCAGGGGGGCCCAGGUGGACUCCCCCCUCCCUGACCAGGACGAGAUUCUCGGCUCAGAUGACGAGGAGCAAGAAGACCCCAACGACUACUGCAGAGGUGGUUACCACCAUGUGAAGAUCGGAGACCUGUUCAACAGUCGUUACCAUGUGAUCCGCAAGCUGGGCUGGGGACACUUCUCUACCGUGUGGCUGGCCUGGGAUAUACAGGGUAAGAGGUUUGUUGCCAUGAAAGUGGUGAAGAGUGCGGAGCAUUACACAGAGACGGCUCUCGACGAGAUUAAACUGCUACGCGCUGUGCGUGACAGUGAUGUGUGUGACCCCAGCAGAGAGAAGGUGGUUCAGCUGCUCGACGACUUCAAGAUCUCAGGAGUCAACGGCACCCAUGUGUGUAUGGUGUUUGAGGUGUUGGGUCAUCACCUCUUGAAAUGGAUCAUCAAGUCCAACUACCAGGGACUGCCCUUACCCUGCGUCAAGAGCAUCAUCAGACAGAGCAUGCUAGACUCUAGCAGUGACGCCGAGGCUGUUUUGCUCAGAGAAGAGAGUGAGCCUGAUCCCCACUCCAGGGGGGCCCAGGUGGACUCCCCCCUCCCUGACCAGGACGAGAUUCUCGGCUCAGAUGACGAGGAGCAAGAAGACCCCAACGAUUACUGCAGAGGUGGUUACCACCAUGUGAAGAUUGGAGACCUGUUUAACAGUCGCUACCAUGUGAUCCGCAAGCUGGGCUGGGGACAUUUCUCUACGGUGUGGCUGGCCUGGGAUAUACAGGGUAAGAGGUUUGUUGCCAUGAAAGUGGUGAAGAGUGCGGAGCAUUACACAGAGACGGCUCUCGACGAGAUUAAACUGUUACGCGCUGUGCGUGACAGUGAUGUGAGUGACCCCAGCAGAGAGAAGGUGGUUCAGCUGCUCGACGACUUCAAGAUCUCAGGAGUCAACGGCACCCACGUGUGUAUGGUGUUUGAGGUGUUGGGUCAUCACCUCUUGAAAUGGAUCAUCAAGUCCAACUACCAGGGACUGCCCUUACCCUGCGUCAAGAGCAUCAUCAGACAGGUUCUCCAGGGGCUAGACUACCUCCACAGUAAGUGUAAGAUCAUCCACACGGACAUCAAGCCGGAGAACAUCCUGCUGAGCGCCGACGAAUCCUACGUCAGAAGACUCGCCGCCGAGGCCACGGAAUGGCAACGCAACGGAACCGCACCGCCAUCGGGGUCCGCAGUCAGCACAGCACCCGCUCAGAAACAAUCUGCUAAGAUGUCUAAGAACAGGAAGAAGAAGUUGAAGAAGAAGGAGAGAGCUCGCAAGGCGGCCGAGCAGCAGGGGACGCAGCAGCGCCCUCUAGGGGAAGCGGAGGAGGAGGACGAGGAGGAGGAGGAGACCAGCAGAGAGCCCUCACACACACCACACACAGAGUUGCAGCAGCAGCAGGACGAGGAGUGUGUGAUGGAGGUUGCCAUGGGUAACGGGCACACAGGCCAAGAGGACCUGAAAGAGAGCACCCUCCCUCUCGGCCACACCCCCGACGCGGAGGAGGAGGAGGAGCCUCAGAACCCCUACGCUGACAGCAGCAGCGUCGUCACGGAGACCAAGCCAAGCCCCGCCUACCUGGCCUGCAACGCCCCCGCCUCCGAGUCUAUGGCUCCGCCCCCGUCCGAGCUGCCUAGCGACCCGCUGCCUAGCAACCUGCCUAGCAACCAGGCCUGUGGGGUUAGCGGAGCCUCAGACGACGGUAACAGCCCUCCUUCUCUGAUUGGCCCAGUAGAGGUGCAGGAGGAGGGGCUUAGGCAGGAAGUGGAAGUAGAGGACAGGAAACAGGAAGUGCAGGAGGCGGGGCUUAAGCAGGAAGUGCAGGAGGUGGCCGGUAACCAUGACGACGCGACCGCAGAACAGGAAACGGAACCGGGAGACGCUAAGUCUUCAGCUGGGUGUCUGCUAGUGAACCCUCUGGAUCCACUGAAUGCUGAACAUAUACAGGUCAAGAUAGCAGACCUGGGCAACGCCUGCUGGGUGCAUCGGCACUUCACAGACGACAUCCAGACGCGUCAGUACCGCUCCCUGGAGGUUCUAAUGGGGGCGGGCUACGGAACACCAGCGGACAUCUGGAGCACAGCAUGCAUGGCGUUUGAGCUGGCGACGGGAGACUACCUGUUUGAGCCGCAUUCAGGAGACGACUACUCACGAGACGAAGACCACAUUGCCCUCAUCAUUGAGCUGUUGGGGAAAGUUCCUCGCAAACUCGUCCUGAACGGCAAAUACUCCAAAGAGUUCUUCAACAAGAAAGGUGACCUGCGCCACAUCUCCCGGUUGAAGCCGUGGGGUCUUCCCUCGGUGCUGUCGGAGAAGUAUGAGUGGCGCGUUGAGGAGGCCGAGAGCUUCAGCAGCUUCCUGCUGCCCAUGCUGGAGCUCGUACCCGAGAAACGCGCCAGCGCCGCCGAGUGCUUACGACACCCCUGGCUCACACACACACACACCGCGUAGUGGACACACACACACA
Engraulis encrasicolus (European anchovy) is the source of this 2857-nucleotide messenger RNA. It is a transcript of the gene srpk1b, whose product is annotated as SRSF protein kinase 1b. Gene Ontology annotation, cellular component: nucleus; cytoplasm. Gene Ontology annotation, molecular function: protein serine/threonine kinase activity; ATP binding. NCBI's taxonomy places the organism in Eukaryota, Metazoa, Chordata, Actinopteri, Clupeiformes, Engraulidae. Gene Ontology annotation, biological process: peptidyl-serine phosphorylation; regulation of mRNA processing; spliceosomal complex assembly. The transcript has 22 exons. The coding region runs from base 1 to 2841 and encodes 946 amino acids. The record is from RefSeq and is a predicted model, not a curated record.